Molecule: messenger RNA, 1235 nt
Organism: Neltuma alba
Lineage: Eukaryota; Viridiplantae; Streptophyta; Magnoliopsida; Fabales; Fabaceae
Product: acidic endochitinase-like
Exons: 2
Coding region: 1-876 (291 amino acids)
Biological process (GO): carbohydrate metabolic process
Cellular component (GO): extracellular region
Molecular function (GO): chitinase activity
Source: RefSeq, a predicted model, not a curated record
AUGCCAAUUUUCUUCUCAGUGGUGCUGCUUACCCUAGCAAGAGGAUCAGAGGCUGGCGGGAUUGCCAUCUACUGGGGUCAAAACGGGAAUGAGGAAACUCUAGCACAGACUUGUGCUUCAGGAAACUAUGACUUUGUGAACAUAGCUUUUCUCUACACUUUUGGCAAUGGCAGAAUUCCCAAGAUAGACCUUUCAGGCCAUUGUGACGCAUAUAGCAAUGCCUGCAUGUCUCUAAGUGCUGACAUAAAGUCUUGUCAAGCCAAGGGCAUUAAGGUCAUGCUCUCAAUUGGUGGAGGUGCAGGGAGCUACUCACUUGCAUCCUCAGAGGAUGCUAGACAGGUUGCCAUUUAUCUUUGGAAUAACUUUUUGGGGGGAAACUCACCUUCUCGUCCUCUUGGUGAAGCUGUCUUGGAUGGAAUUGACUUUGACAUUGAACAAGGAACAAACCAGCAUUGGGACGAUCUUGCCAGAUAUCUCUCAGGAUACACCAGCAAAGGAAAGAAGGUUUACCUUACAGCAGCUCCACAGUGCCCUUUUCCUGAUGCCUGGCUUGGAAAUGCCGUUAAGACAGGCCUUUUUGACUAUGUCUGGGUUCAGUUUUACAAUAAUCCUCCAUGCCAGUACAGUUCUACAGAUAUUAACAAUCUUGAAAAUGCCUGGAAGCAACGGAUUGCAGACAUCCCGAGCACAAAAGUUUUCUUAGGGCUGCCUGCAUCUCCCCAGGCGGCUGGAAGUGGUUUUAUUCCUGUGACUGAUCUUACCUCAAAGGUGCUCCCGGCUAUCAAAACCGCUGCAAAUUAUGGAGGUGUCAUGUUAUGGUCCAAGUACUACGAUGAUCAAACUGGAUAUAGUUCCUCCAUAAAAAGUGAUGUCUAGAGACUAGAAUCUUACAACUGCAUGCCCGUGCGUUUAUAGUACGCAUCAAUCCUUUUGUAUGUUCCUCCCUUAUAGUUGUACAUGAACAUCACUCUUGAAUAUAAUACCCCAUUCUUCUAAUGCAUCUAUGAGAAUUGCUUUAAGAAAUCAAAACAUUUUCUUCGAAAGUCCAACUGCAUCUGAUGACAACGCUUAGCAAAUCCAUAGAAUAAACGGAGUGUACAAAAUAUAUACAUGGCUGAAAUUUUGCUACUUACAACAGCCAAUAUAGAUCCUUUACACACUUACUACUACAUUGGAGCACAAAUAUACGACAGCUUUAUAUGUCUAGUUCAAUACUUCAGCAUAACAUUCACAAU